Messenger RNA from Aplosporella prunicola CBS 121167, 497 nucleotides. RefSeq lists its product as uncharacterized. Bases 87 to 395 code for a protein of 102 amino acids. The record is from RefSeq and is a predicted model, not a curated record. The transcript has a single exon. Lineage: Eukaryota; Fungi; Ascomycota; Dothideomycetes; Botryosphaeriales; Aplosporellaceae.
GAGAUAUGGUUCGACGCUUUAACUUUCAAGUCACGCUCGCUAGACCUUUAUAGGGGCAGAAACACGAAAGGAAUCGGUCAUCGGAAAUGGGUUUUUUUUUUUUUUUUUUUUUUUUUUUUUGUUUGCUUUUUCUUUUAUUUGGAGCAAGAAGUCCUACCGGAUUGGACUGGCUGGAUGAUAUAAAGGAGCAUUCCUUCUUUUCUCUUUAUAAAGGAGAACGCUGGUCGUCGACUUCUUCUAGAACCGACGAUUUUCUCAUAUAUUUUUCCUCUUUGUCGAAAUGUCUUUACGGAGUACUGCGGCAGGGCGGUAAGCUGGGAGGCAGGCCUUUUUAUGUUAGCAUGAUUUGGCGAGGCGACGGGCAUGAGAGAAGAAGAGAAGCUCUCGAAGAGUGAGACACACGCAUGGGCUUUCACAUCAUCGUUGUUUUUAUCAUUCAUCAGCAGGCAGGCUAGCACACGUACACAUAAAGAUAACUUUUCUGAGUUAUGAGCAGG